Messenger RNA from Melampsora larici-populina 98AG31, 748 nucleotides. RefSeq lists its product as uncharacterized. The transcript is spliced from 4 exons. Lineage: Eukaryota; Fungi; Basidiomycota; Pucciniomycetes; Pucciniales; Melampsoraceae. The coding region runs from base 91 to 384 and encodes 97 amino acids. The record is from RefSeq and is a predicted model, not a curated record.
GAGCAAAGUAGUUGCAUCGGUCCAUCCAGAAUAAGAUUUCCAAUCGUCGGAAUAGCAAUUCUCGUACAUCCAUAACAAAAAACCCCUUUCAUGAUGACUCAAACUUGCAUCGAUCAACCCGAAUCAAAAUCUCAAAUGCUAUCCACUCAACCUGGUGCUAUUAGUCCCAUGUCACUAUCAUUGCCAGUCGCACCAGACGGUAAACAGAAAGACGAAGAGCCGCCUUCGAAAGAUGGGCCUGUGUCACGUAUAGUUUUACGCCUUAGGGGUGGUGAAGGUCAUCACGCCUGUGCAGAAUGUUGCUGCUUCAUGUGCAUCUGUUGCGGACUCGAGGAACUGUGCUGUAUUGGCACUUUGGAUGAGUGCUUCGGCAUGUGCUGUUGAUCUCAUCAAGUCUGACUACCCCCCCACUCGCAGAUUUAUGUUGAGAUCGUAGAGAAGCAUUACCAUUGGCUCAUCUUGCUGACCAACUCAUUUCUGAUGUUUGAUGUGUCCCCAAACAGUCCAUUCUGACGGUGAUCAAGAGAUGCCUUAUUUUCAUAGGGGGUGAUCUCCGCAUCUGUGGCACGUGUCAAAUCAACGGUUUAAGGAACCCUUGCUCAUACUAUGCAAUGCUACUAAUUGUGCGAAAUACAUCUCAAUUUUCCCUCUUUAUGUAAUCUUUGCGGUCCUGUCCAAUGGUCCAAAUCCAUAUUUCUGUACCAACAAUUAACUUUUCUGUGGCAAUGUUAAUUAACUUUGCUGUGGC